AUUUUAUUUUUCUUUGAUUAUUUUAAUUUAUGCUUUUGUGGUGGGGGAAGUUGACUGAUACUGCGAACCCAUAUGUUUUAUUGUUGAUUGAUGGCUUCAGUGUUCAUCUUUUUAGAUGCUGGAUAUUUAUUGCUUGCUCUUCUUCUAUUCUUCUUGUUUAAUGUAGCAGAAAGUUGGUGAUUAUAUGGGAGAACAAUGCUCACUGUGAUUAUUUAGUAAUCUUUAGUUUAUGAUUUUAUCUGCAAUUUGGAACAAAAGAAUUCUACAUUUACAACUGAUGGUUGGAUUUUGGGUGAAUUUCAAUUUUCAAGCCAGCGUUAAUGAUGCUUAGCUGUUUGCUGAUGAACUUGAAUUAAGGUGUUGGAAUUUCCUUUCAUGAGCAGAAUAUUACUAGCAAAAAAUUGACAAGUAGUAUUUUUUUUAUUACUUAUAUUAUUUUCAUUUUUGAGAAGAAGAAUUGACAAGUAUGAGUAAUGUGAGUAAUGGGCAAAAGAAAUCCACUCCAGAUGAGUGCGAAAAUUCUUCACCUCCUGAAAUGGAGCAAGCUAAGAUUAAUGAGGUGAGACAGCUAAUCGGGCCACUGUCUGGUAACCUCGCGGUUUAUUGCUCUGAUGCAUCUAUUUCAAGAUAUUUGAGAGCGCGAAACUGGAAUGUUAAGAAGGCCGUUAAAAUGCUUAAAGCAACUCUAAAAUGGAGGGAGGAGUUCAAGCCAGAAGAGAUUUGUUGGGAUGACGUAGCAGGAGAAGCAGAAACCGGGAAGAUCUAUAUAUCGAAUUACAAAGAUAAGAAUGGAAGGCCGGUCCUCGUCAUGAGACCUAGGUGCCAGAACUCAAAAUCGAUAAAAGGGCAGAUAAAAUAUUUGGUUUAUUGCAUGGAAAAUGCAAUUUUAGAUCUUCCUCCGGAACAAGACCAGAUGAUUUGGUUGAUUGAUUUCCACGGUUUCAAUGUUUCCCACAUAUCAAUCAAAGUUACACGAGAAACUGCCCAUGUACUGCAAGAGCACUACCCAGAGAGACUAGGCAUAGCAAUACUAUACGAUGCACCCAAGAUAUUUCAACCAUUUUGGAUGAUUGCCAAACCCUUCCUCGAGCCUAAAACGGCUAACAAAGUCAAUUUUGUGUAUGCGGAUGAUCCCAACACAAACAAGAUCAUGAGCGAGCUGUUCGACAUGGAAAUGGUGGAGUCUGCAUUUGGUGGGAAAGAUGACUCAGAUUUCAACAUCACAAAGUAUGCUGAGAGAAUGAGAGAGGACGAUAAGAGAACCCUUUCGUAUUGGAAAACGCCAUCCCCUGCAAUGCUAGUAGCUUCCCCAAGCUCGCAAAAUUUGAACUCAAAGAAAUCCGAUGAACGACUCAAGACUGAAGAUAAAGAGCACAUCACCUGAUACUUCUUUGAUCUGUAAUAGCUAGACACAUUUAUUCAAUUAGCACCUACUCUUAACUUAUCAACA
Messenger RNA from Salvia miltiorrhiza (redroot sage), 1450 nucleotides. RefSeq lists its product as uncharacterized. The transcript has 5 exons. The coding region runs from base 467 to 1384 and encodes 305 amino acids. The record is from RefSeq and is a predicted model, not a curated record. Lineage: Eukaryota; Viridiplantae; Streptophyta; Magnoliopsida; Lamiales; Lamiaceae. Gene Ontology annotation, molecular function: phosphatidylinositol transfer activity.